AUGACUGGCGAAAACGUUGUCGUUCCCAGCAUGAACUUGGAAAGGAUGCUAAGCAUGAAAGGAGGCAAAGGAGAAGCUAGCUACCUUAACAACUCCCAGGCACAGGCUCAACAUGCUGGAUCGAUGCUCCACCUGCUGAGGGAGGCCUUGGACAGGGUGGCCCUGGGCCCGACCGACGCCCCGUUUGUGGUGGCCGAUCUCGGGUGCUCGUGCGGCACCAACACCAUACACGUGGUGGAGGUGAUCAUCAAGCACAUGGUGGAGCGGUAUGAGGCGGCCGGCUGUGGUGGGCCCCCUGAGUUCUCUGCCUUCUUCUCCGAUUUGCCGUCCAACGACUUCAACACGCUGUUCCAGCUGCUGCCCCCACGCUCCUACUUUGCUGCCGGAGUGCCCGGUUCCUUCUACCGGCGCCUUUUUCCGGCAAAAUCCGUUGACGUCUUCUAUUCGGCCUUUUCCUUGCACUGGCUGUCUCGGGUUCCAGAUGUGGUGGUGGACAAGAGAUCGACGGCAUACAAUAAAGGUAGAGUGUUCAUCGAUGGCGCAAACGAAAGCAUCGUGAACGCGUACAAGAAACAAUUCAAGUGGGACUUAACCGGGUUCUUGAGAGCAAGGUCGAAAGAGAUGAAGAGAGGAGGGUCCAUGUUCUUGGUUUGCUUGGGAAGGACUUGUUCCGACCCGAGCGAUCAAGGUGGGGCCGGCCUUCUCUUCGCUACCCAUUUUCAGGAUGCUUGGGAGGAUCUUGUCCAACAGGACCUGAUCAGUAGUGAUAAAAGGGACACGUUCAACAUUCCGGUUUACGCGGCCAGCCUGGACGAGUUCAAGGAGGUGGUGGAAGCCGAGGGUUCGUUUAUCAUCAACCGGCUCGAAACCUUCAAAGGUGGCAGCCCUCUCGUGGUGGCCCGGCCGGACGACCCGGUGGAGGUCGGCCGCUCGUUCGCCAACACCUGCCGAAGCGUGGCUGGCGUCCUGGUCGAGGCGCACAUCGGCGACCGCCUAGGCGACGUACUCUUCGAUCGUGUGGCGGUCCGGGCUGCGAGCCGGGCCGAGGAGCUCAAGGACAAGCUUCAGUUCUACCACAUUGUGGCCUCACUUUCUCUGCCCAAUAAUUAUUGA
This is a messenger RNA of Striga hermonthica, 1113 nucleotides long. Lineage: Eukaryota; Viridiplantae; Streptophyta; Magnoliopsida; Lamiales; Orobanchaceae. The record is from the annotation of a GenBank genome assembly.